Ostrinia nubilalis (European corn borer) is the source of this 1376-nucleotide messenger RNA. It is a transcript of the gene Spf30, whose product is annotated as survival of motor neuron-related-splicing factor 30. The coding region runs from base 135 to 857 and encodes 240 amino acids. The transcript is spliced from 4 exons. Gene Ontology annotation, molecular function: DNA-binding transcription repressor activity, RNA polymerase II-specific; RNA polymerase II cis-regulatory region sequence-specific DNA binding; RNA binding. The record is from RefSeq and is a predicted model, not a curated record. NCBI's taxonomy places the organism in Eukaryota, Metazoa, Arthropoda, Insecta, Lepidoptera, Crambidae. Gene Ontology annotation, cellular component: cytoplasm; nucleus. Gene Ontology annotation, biological process: mRNA processing; negative regulation of transcription by RNA polymerase II.
UUGUCUUUGACUUGUAUUGUGGUUUGGAAAUGAAAUCAAUUCAUUUCAAGGAUUCCAUUUCAUAAAUUAUUUCGCUUUAUUUUACGAACUGUGCCGUGUGAUUGGCUUAAAAUAUCAAUUAUUAAUCCUCAGCCAUGGCUGACGAUCUAAGAAACUAUAAAUUGCAAUUGCAACAGGUGGAAGCGGCUUUGCUCACUGAUCCGCAAAAUGAAGAAUUGCUGAAAUUGAAAGGAGAUUUAGAAGAAGUAAUUGAGUUGACACAAGAUCUUAUAAAAACUCAAGACGGUGAAUCCAAAGUGUCUAACAUUCAUAGUUCUAGUAAUGAUGAUGAUGUUACAGCCUCCCUGCUGGCGGCCGAGGACGGUGAGCCUGCCGAAAGUUCCGUAAGCAAAUGGCGCAUUGGCGAGAAAUGCCUUGCAAAAUGGAGAGCUGAUGGCACGUUCUAUGAAGCACUGAUAGAAGACAUUGAUGAUGAGAGUAUGAAAGUCAAAUUUGAUGGCUACAAUACAUUAGAAGUAGUUUCCAUUCAUGAUGUCAAGCCUUUAAACUCAAGUUUGAAAAGACCUUUGAGUGGAGAUGAAAGCAAACAUGGCAAAAGCUACAAUAGAGAAUAUUUAAAGAAGAAGAAGCAGAAAAAGCAACAGAGGUUUAAACAAAUUGAGGAAGAAAGAGAAAGUGAAAAAAACAAAUGGUUAUCAUUUCAUUCCAAAGCAUCAAAAAAACCAGGUGUUCGGAAUAAAAGUAUCUUUGCUUCCCCUGACAAUUUGACAGGCAGAGUUGGUAUUGGCACAUGUGGCAUUUCCGGUAGACCCAUGACUGAAUAUACUCCCGGAGAGAAGUGGAAGAAAGGUGGAUAAUAUAAUACAUCAGCCAUAUUAUGGCUGUGACAGUUAAUUAUAUUAGUGCUAUUAGAUUUAAUUUUAUGAUUAUUACUCCUUUUUUUAAGUAUGUAAUGAUAAUGCAUGAGGCAGGUGUUUCAAGUCAUAUUUUAAAUGAUUUUAUUGAAGAUGUAUGCAUUCAUUCUCAUUAGUAAUUAAAGUCAUGAUAAACUUGACACAAAAACAUUAAACUUCUAAAUUAUUGUCUUUCUCUAAAAUAUGUCUCUACUCUAUCAUUGUACUAAUAGCCAGUUUUUUUAUACCUCAUGGUACUGUCAAUAUAAGGAAUGUUUAUUGUUAUCUGUUUAAUAUAGCAAAAUAUACUAAGGUUGAAAACGCCAGAACUGAAACAAGUAUCUUCCUGCAUAUUCACUUGAAAUAGUACUAGUACAGCAAGUAGCAAUAUACAUGUAAAAUGUUAAGUACUGAUGUCUUAAAGUACCUACCUAUUUUAAUAUAAAGAAAUUACAGAGCAAUAAAUGAGUUUAUCAUAAUGUA